Schistocerca nitens (vagrant locust) is the source of this 17055-nucleotide messenger RNA. It is a transcript of the gene Bruce, whose product is annotated as baculoviral IAP repeat-containing protein 6. Gene Ontology annotation, molecular function: ubiquitin conjugating enzyme activity; cysteine-type endopeptidase inhibitor activity. Lineage: Eukaryota; Metazoa; Arthropoda; Insecta; Orthoptera; Acrididae. Gene Ontology annotation, cellular component: nucleus. The transcript is spliced from 73 exons. The coding region runs from base 39 to 15728 and encodes 5229 amino acids. The record is from RefSeq and is a predicted model, not a curated record. Gene Ontology annotation, biological process: apoptotic process; regulation of cytokinesis; negative regulation of apoptotic process.
GACUAACGUAGUGCGGGGGCGAGGAUUGGAGAUGCAAAAUGGCUGAUGACGAACCGUGGAAGUUAAAAGAAGACGGCUAUUUGAAUGUGGAAACAGACUCUAAAAGUAUUAUAUAUCACCCACACCUGAAUAUUAUUUUUGUUCUUACUAGAGAUUCAGAAGUUAAAGUGCUCGACGUCAAUUCUGGAGUAAUUUUGCAGAGGAGCUCGCUUUCAGCCAAGCCUGGAGGUAACCUUUGUGGAACGUACUUGCAUGGACAUGACAAAAUCCUGUUCACUGAUGGAAGAGGAUUGGGUGUUAGAAGAGAUUACAAUGGAGUUAUGUUUCUUGACUCCAUCCUCCAAACUCCUCUUAUGAAACCAGAUGACAUAGUUAAAAUUGAGCUACUCUUAUCAGAGGCCAUUUUAUUACAACAAAGCCUUCGGUGUAUAGAGCUACCCGGAGUAGAUCAAACGGCAGAAGUACUGCAGGAAUUGGCAAAGAAAAUAAAGGAGGGUCAAGCAAAACCAAAAAAGGGGACAAAAGCACAAAAGUGGAAUUCAGUAUGCCUGGAACUGCCACAUUGUGCUCUAAAGCUUGUGUGUGCGGGCAUGGUGCAAGAACUGAAGCGCCAGAACAAGCACAUACCUGCGUUGUCAAUUGCUUCAGCAGUGAGCGAACGAUUGAAUUGCUUGCUUGUGCCCCCGGCCUUAGCUGCAGAGAGCCCACCUGUGACGGACCGUGCGCUGAUGUUCAGCGAGGCAGCGCGUCGAGACACCUUUGUGAAAUGGCCUCAUAUGAAUUACAAAUGGGCAUUACCUGACCAGAUGGCACAAGCAGGCUUCUACCAUCAGCCAAAUUCGACUGGUGAUGACCGAGCAAUGUGUUUCACAUGUAAUGUUUGUCUUGUUUGUUGGGAGCCAACGGAUGAGCCCUGGUCAGAACAUGAGCGGCAUUCCCCAUCCUGUCCUUUUGUCAAAGGCGAAUAUACGCAAAAUGUGCCAUUGUCGGUAACGUAUGCAACAGCUCCUGCUGUUUCAGUAGCAGACAGCCGGGAUGAAGAAGUUGUUUGCAUCAGCACUUCCUCAGUGCCAGAUUUGGUUGCCACUGCCACAUGCCAUGGCCUCGUAACCAUUUGGAAUACAACCCGUCAACUUAAGAAAGAAGCGGUGUUUUACAUCUCAUUAUCAGAACCUGUAAUUAUGAGAAGCUGUGGUGAAACAAUUAGCUGUACUGACUUAAAAUGUAGAGAGGCCUGGUCAGAAAAACCAAAGGAAGGAGCAAGUAGGAGUGAUGUGGAAAUACCAAUGACAGACAUGACUAUUGACAACAUAUUUUCACUGCCCAUGGUGUGUGAAGAUUUGGAUUUGGAAAUAACAGCACUGUCAAUUGUUGGUGGGCCGCAACAUCAGCAAAGUUGUAACCAUGCCGGUCCCAAGCAACAUUCAAAGGCUACCAACAGCAUGAGCAACCGCCUCCGACCUUCUUUCAUCGCAGGGAUUAGUGUUGGAUCAAGAAGUUCACCCAAUACAAGUGAUGUGUGGGGAAGUGGGAGUUGUUGUUCCUCAUUAGUGCGUGCAAUGAAUGACGUGAAUGAAGCGAGUAACCUGGCAAGCGCAUCUCUGGAUAUAAUGAAAGUGAGGGAUAGUGCUGAGUCACCAGCAGGUCAUACAGUUAGUUCCUGUUCUCAUGGAAGGUGUCCAUUCCUUGUAGUUUAUAAUUUUCACCAUUAUGGAGGUUCUGCUGGAUGCGAGGGAGAUAGUACUGCAGAUGAUGGAAGUGGAAGUAGUGGUGGAGGAGGACAAAAUCAGGGAAUUGCAGGUGGUGGUAGUUCGAAAAAGGCUGUUUCUGGCACUGGAACAAGUACAUCUUCAGGCACUCGCCAGGAUGGCGUUUAUCAAGAGAUAUUUUUGUCAAAAUUUAUGUUUGAUGUACCUGGUGUUGAUGACCUUGUAGCAGAUGUUGUUAUGGACACUCCACCAGACUGCCUGGAAAGUGUGGAGUUUCUCUCUGGUUCAGCACCAUCAGGUGCGGGUUUAUACGGUCCUCCUGUGAUUCCAUCUGGAUCAUCACAAGGUGCAAGUGGUAGUGGUGGUGGCACUGCGUGUGACAGUUCUAUGUUGAAUGUAACUUUCAGCAAUGUUAAUGGAGGUCUAGAUAUGUCAAAAUAUCCAUCCACAUCUGAAGGUAGUUCAUCACCUGUCAUCAUAAAGGUUAGAAGUAUCUCAAAAAAAGAAAUGCUUGGUGGUAGUGAUGGAAAUUCUGGUAAUGUGAGUGUACCGCCUGUGGCAGAGACUCACCGGGAACCAGUUGCCAUCCAGUGCUUACCCAUACCACAAAGGUUGCGCAAUGCUGGCAACCUCACUAUUACAAGUAUACAUCCGACGUUAGAUGGUGGCCACAUUUUUGUUGUUGUCUGUACAACAGGAGCAGUUGAUGUGAAGGCACCUGCAACUGAUGAAAGUGAUAGUAAAAUGGAUGUUGAUAUUGAGUUGCCAAAAGAACCACCUGAUGGGCCGAGACAUGACCCUUCUUACACAGCCAGAGGUAGCACAACCAGAAGCAGCACUCACGGCAAGGACAGCGCAUCAGUUGCAGGAGCACUGUUGGUCUACUCACUUGACCUUAGUGGAAGUGCAGGAGAAGCAAUUCGACUGGAUGAAGAACCAGUGGCUGUUCGAUUAUUAAGUGACAUAGGAGAAUGCCCCACCGAAGUUACAUUGCUUCCAUUGGCAGAACGGGAUGAGAGUUCGAGACCAGAAAUUCCCAGCAGUCCAGUCAAGGGUAUGCCUCAGGGAUUGGCAGCACUGAUUUGCAGAGAUGGGAGUGUGAGAAUUGCCAGUCUUGUUAACUUGAGGACAGUUGCAGUUGCUGUGCCUGAGAAGAGCGGUACCAGAUACGUUUCGGCAGCUUACUGCAACAGUCUGGAAAGGCUGUGUGUUUGCACAGAGAAAGGAAGUAUCCAUUUCUUUGUGAUGAGUGAUGAAGGCUUCACAGAGGAAUGUGAAGAUGAUCAAUCAGAAAGUUAUAUGAUGCCUAGUACCUCUUCUACACAGCUGAGGUCAACAUUUAGCAUGCAAGAUGCCGCAGGACCUUCUAGUGCAGCACCAGCUGCUGAUGUUGCAGAACCUGUUCGAGCACCCUCCCCCACUGGGCUUGCAUCCUCCAGUUCCGGCAGCAGCCAGUUACUGGCAAAUAAAACAGAGCUCAGUAUGUCUGAUCUGCAACAGCUCUACGAGCUGACUUUAUUUGAAAACUUAACACCUUGCUAUGCAGCUGCAGUGCCACCCUGUUGGAGUGAGAUAAUGCAGGCACAGAAACAGCGCAGGCAUCCUCAACAUUUGCAGCAGGGUGAUGACCUACAGCUUACUCGGUCCUGGAGAUUGCAGAAUGAUGCUACCACAUGGGAUGAACAUGUGUUUGAAAUAACACUCCCACGUAGUUGCUGCAUUGGCCAUGUUGAUCUGAAAUUUUCCCUUCAUUCUCCAUGUUCAAAUCCACCAAAUAUACAAGUAACUCUCCUGAAACAGAAUGCAACUGGGAUUGGAAGGAAAGAGAAAACCAUGAUGCCACAAGUAGAUGAAGGAAUAGAUUUCAACAUUGGCAUGCAGUGUGAUGGUGAAGUGAAAGGGAAGACUGAAAAUCCAGUUACAUCAGAGGAGUACAUGAGGGACCACAACUGUGAGGUAUUAUGUGGCCCCGUAAUCUUGUCACAGUGCCUUGACCUAUCAGAACAGGGUGGAACAAUCACACUGACAAGUCCCAAGUUAUUUAGAGUGCGAGGCCGUACUUUUCUAGUGCACAUAAAAGCUGUGGCCACAGAAAAGGAGAUAGUUAAAGAUACAGGCUCUAAAAGCCGAGGGAGUGAAGAAAAAGGGUCAGCUUCAAAAAAGAGUAGGUUGGAUGGAAGUUCAAAAAGCAAAACUUCAGAUUCCUCGGUGGAUUACUAUGUGCAAGUGCCCCGGAACACUGUUGACAGACUUGUUACUGCAGUUUCUAAGAAAAUGGAGUAUUAUUUGGGAUGUGACUGGCUGCAUGAAGUUUCCAUUACAAUUAGGAAAACCAAGCAAACCAACAUUCCUAAUGAACGGAGUCAGCGUUGUGCAAUGCUGGAAUCAAAUCAAUUUGUGGAGCGACUUCUGCAUGUUGUGUUCCUCGAGGGCCCAGAUCGGACGACUACUGCUCAAGGCUUAGCUCUAGAUGUACUGGCAUGGGUAGCAUCUGUGCGACUGUCAAGGUUGCGGAGCGCCCGUGGAAGAAUUGAAAGCCACACCCAGCAACUGGAGUUUGUGUAUAUGGUUGAAAAGUACCUUAGCCGAUUGGUACAGAGCUGCCUCUUACUUUCUGGGCGCAGCGUUGCACGCAAAUGUGUGAAGUUGAUUAUCAUUUGCAGCGAAGGUAUGAAAAAUGCUUCUGAUGGUGGAAAUGCGAGGUUUGACACAUCAGUAUUACAAGCACUUAUAGACUGGUUACCUGUCAUAAGCUGCUGUCAGACUGCGGGAGCACUCCGCUGGUUCCUGUUGUUACUGACAAGAGUGUUACCCUUUGAUAACACUGGAGCCGCUGCCCAACAAUGCGUCACUCUGCUCCAGCAAGUGGCACAGGAGAUGAACACCCGCACAAAUCCUUUCCAUCUCUUGCUUCGGACCAGGUUUGGGCUCUAUAGCACACCAUUUGAACCAGAAUUGUUUGACACAGAACCACCACCACCUGCUAAAUUUUCGUCAGUACCAAUCACUUAUGCUACAGUUGUGAGUGGUGAAAUGGGCAAUGCUGUAGGUGGCAAUGGUGGUGGCGGAGCAGGAGGAGGCGGUGGUGCUGGUACUUCGUCUGCCAGCACUCCAGCAGCCUCAGCAGCUGCAUUCUCAGCAGAUGUUCUGGAUUUGCGAGAGCUGCUUACGACGUCAGUUGGAGGUCAAGGACCAGAUUCGAAGUUUACACAAUUACGGCUGAAGGGAUUAUCAUCAAAUCACUAUUUGAAAGGUCUACUUGAAGUGGAACCUUUGCAUUUCACAUGCCACGCAGCAAGCGAUGGUACAAAAAUGGAAAAAAUAGACCAAGGUUCAUCUGGAUUUACAAUGCCAAUUCCUGCUGGAAAUAUGGGGAAUUUUGAUGUUACUAACUUUAUUGUAUCAAACAGUGGCACUAAAAAGGCAGACAAUGAAUUUGUAAUGCACACAGUUGAAGGUUUAUUGCCACUAAGAACUUGCAAAAAUCUUGCAGUGUACCAAGAGAUGCCAUUGUUUAGUAAGUUCUUAGUUUUAAAUUAUCAUCAUGAGCAGUGUGAGGUGGUGACAGGCUUAAAGUCUUCACAAAAAUUUCCUUCUCUUAAUUAUCGCAAUGUCGUGUACAUCAAUAAACAGCAAUGUGAAAAUUAUGUUUUUUGUCGAAUAUUGCUAACUUCAUUUCCUGUGCAAGGAAAAAGAUACUUAAUGUGCAUAUACUUUAUUGUGGGAAUUGAGUGCCAGAGAAAGGACAUGGGCAGAGAUGUUGAUGAGAUUGCUGCUACUCUUUCCUUGAAAUCAGGAUAUGGGCGUUUGGUGGAGGCUGCAGUGAUGGCUUUGUGGAUCCCAGUCAGUAAUAUUGAUAAGCUAGGCCCUGCUAAUUCAAGUGGCACGAUAUUUUUUUCCAAACAUUUAUGCAUUGAUAUAUGUGUUUUUGUCACAUUGGAAAUCAAAUUUAGUGAAAUUAUUGAUGAAAAUAGUGAAAAAUAUACUGAAAACAGGUUUCUAGAAAUAACAAUAUCAGGCGAACAUUUUCACCACAAACAGAUAUCAUUCUAUGAAGAUAUGAAGAAAGAUGAUACCUUUUACCAAGCAAUCCCUACAGAAAUGAAACUUACUGAUACUCAACAUAAACUGGGACUUAUGUUUUAUGCAUUGGAUAAGGAACUGGCAAAAGUCAAGGCAAAGGCAAAGUCAUUUAGUAUCAUGGGCAGUGUAGGGCCAAGCACCUCAAGCUUGAAUGAUGGGUCUAGCUCCUCCUCGCUGCAGUCAUCUGAAUUUUCUGGUCCAAUACUCUUACAUGGGAUGAGAAAGGAGAAUGUGACAGAAAAUAAGCAGGAUAUUGACAAGGGUGAAGAUUUGUCUGCGGCAACACUUCCCUGGCAGCAACUACUCACAGCACCACCACAGCAGACAUUAUUGAUAGAACGGAUGCACUCUGGUGCAAGACGAUUUGUUGUUUUGGAUUUUGGUUGCCCAGUCCUCCUCACAGACCUUAUGGUUCCUGCGUGCUCAGAUCUGGUCUCACUGUCUGUUGAUAUCUGGUGCCGUGGUGAAGAAUCUGAUGGACAGCGGCUUGUGGUGGCAUCUGAUAUAGGCAGCAAGGCGCUUGUCAUGAGCGACCUUCAGCCACCUCCUAUAUGCCGCUUCCUCAAGAUUACAACCAUAGGAAGGUAUGGUAUGAGCACAACUAGGUGCAAAAUUCCCAUUGGAUCUUUCUACGGUCACAUUAUAAUUUUACCUGGAGAAAAUUAUGCAAACAACAAUGACGUUAGAGAGGUUUCAUCAGAUAAUAUACAGGCCCACCUGCGUAUGUUGUCAGCACUCUUUGAAGAUAUACAUUGCAGAUACAGUUUGGCAUGUGCUAAGUUACAAGAGUUUUUGACACCAUUGCUGACAUCAGAAAUACCUAAUGUUGUACAUAUGUAUCAUUACCUACAGAGGGGCAGGGAAUUUGAAAAACUGUUUCCAUCUCAGGAAGGACAGAAAAUAAUGACAUCAUUUCAUGAAUGUGUGACAUUUCAGCAUCAGCUAAAUUUAGUGUGCAGUGUGAUAAGACGACUUGAAACAGCACAAGGAAAACUGGCUGUCCUUCCACAGAUACGAGACACACAGAAAUUACUGGCAACUUGCUGCACAGACAAAUUGAGAGUCCUGGGAGAAGGUCUUCUUGAUGUUCUUUUGUAUCUUGUCUAUGAAAUAGGCCCUGUUCCAAGGGUUCCGGUCUCCUUGUACAAUAUAUUUGAUCAGAGUGUAUGUGAAAGACUCUUCCAUUGGCUCUGUGUACGAGAAGACACUCACAUCCAACUUUCAGCUUGCACACUCUUGGCACGAAUGUGUGGCAUGCAGCCAUGGUGGGGAGAUUUUCUUGCCUCAACUCUGAGUCGUCUGUAUAGUUCACAGAACACAGCUGUUUUCCCACAGGAUAGGGUCUUCAUUCUGUUGACUUACCUUGGACGUAAGUCACUUGCUGGAGGAGCAUCACGAUCGUCAGUCUUAGAUAGCGUUCUGUCAAUGCUGACACGCCUUCUUUCACCUCUUGCCACUCCUCAGCAUUCUGCCUCAGGAUUUCUACGAGCUGAGAUGGAUCUCUCUCAGAUUGGAUGGGUGCUGCUGUUUCUGUCUGUCUGUCUAGAUGCCAGCUGUAGUACAGGGGCAGUAUGUAGUUCCAAUGGUGAUGAAACCACAGAGAAGGCUAAGGAAAAGGAAGCAGCAGCUACUCCGUCACGGUGGGAUUUCAUACAAGGAGAAAUGGCGAUGCAGCGGAAGAUGGCAAGCUCAGCCCGUAGCAAUGCUUCCAGAAGCUACAGAAGAAAGUUACAGAAACGCCUGAUGCACCAUAAACAACAUUUAGAGGAUAUAGAACUUUCUAAUAAAACUUACCAUGCCUCGAAACAGGCUCUUUCUGCACUGUCUAGCCAGGCAGCUAAUCUGUCCAGCAAGUUAGAGGCUGCUUUGAAACAGCAGGAACAAUUUUUUAAAAAAACUUUGAAGCAACACUCUGCCAAGCAUAUCAAGGACAUACUACAGAUACGUCGAACGGAUGGUUCAAUGCUGUCAAAGCAGUUUAACAGUCGUGGAUCACAAACGAGGAGCGGAGGUAGUGGAGGUGGUAGCAGUCGAGUAGGGUCUGAGCGAGAGGAGUCUGAGACGACAACACUUACUUCCGACCCUCGUGAUCCAGUCCUGUUAUUGCCACAGGAACGAUGUCUACCAGUUGCUCGGGGUCUUGUGUCACUCGUGCUUAGCAUGGACUUCACUUGUAAUAUUGAUAUGUUCCUUCUUGCUUGCAAGGUAAUAGCUCGGAUUGUGGCUGUUGCACGACCCGCAAUAUCAUUAUCAGAAUUAGUGACUCAAGAACAGUUAUUACAUCUUAUACAUCUUGCUGUGUGGAAUGACCAGCACAAAGCCUCAUGGGGUGGUCCAUGGGCAUCCCAUGCCAUUAGCUGCUUGCUUCAGGACAUACUUGAGGGAACACGUUUAUUUCGUGAAACUGAUCCUGAGCUAGUAAUAUCUGAUCAUGAAGUUACUCCUCCUCCAUCUCAUCCAGAAGCUGCUAGCAGCAGCACAUCUCAGCAGGAGGAUGUGUUUGCUGCAGAUGACAGCUCUGAAAGUGGAAAUGCUGGGCCCUCAACUUCCAAGGGUACUGGAAACUGUUUCCAACUUCCAUCGCUUCUGGAAUCGGAUGACAGUGAAUUGGAUGAGUUCCUCGAUGACAUUUUGGAGCGUGGAAGGAGUCUCGCAAAACGCACUAGUACUGCUGUUGCGAAUCGUGCAGCUUCAGCAACUGGGAUUACUGGGACAGUGGCUUCUUCGUCAUUGUCUGUGGCUAUGGAUGCUCGACUGGAACUCGGUGUGGGAACUUGUGCAGAAGUUGCCCUGCGUAGGCUGGCUGCUCAGGGUGCCCACAACUUGGCACUCAGUGUCACUGCUCCAGUUAUUGCUCCUCCAGAAUCGGCUCGCCAGCCGUACAACUCUGCCACUGCGAGUAAUCUGUACGUGCACGGGCUGUUACCGUGGCAGCAGGCUGCGACUCCUGACGAAGAUCACGGGCUUCCUGGCAGCUUAGCAAUGCUUUCGCGUUGUUUCGACACUGUCUUUUCGGAGCUCCAUACACAGAAAUCUUGGAUGAACAUAGAACUGGUGCUACAGCUGUGGCUGAUGCUGAACAGUGAUAGUGCUUUUGAGCCUGUGGGUGGAGCACCUGGCUUGUUUGACCCAGGUGCUGUUCCUGCUGUACGUGUGACAACUCGAGCUGUAUCAGGACUGAUUUCAGCACUAGCCCAGCAACCCGGGGUAUCACUCCGUGUUUGGUGCCUUGCAUUCCAAUGUCUUAUACUGAUGGCGAAUCAGCCUCAAAUUCAGACUCCGAGUGGUGAAGCUUGGUCAAUGGGACUCGAUGAUGUCGAAGUAUCUCUUCAUGCUACAUCUGGUGUAAUUGUUGAAGAUCCACAGUUUCUUCCGAUGUUACUGCGUUUCCUCUCUGGUUCGAGUCUCAGUUACGUCUCAUCGGACAAAGGCACUCAGGCAGGCCCCUCGGUGUGUGGAGCAAUGAGGGAGCUGCUUGUUCGGCUGCAGAGCCGUUGUGAUGUUAUCAGCCCUGGCAGCCGAUUGGGUAAUUCUUUGAAGGAACUGCUGUUGCAGCUGAUUUACAAGCUAGUUCAAACCACAGGUGCACUCACCAAUCGCCAGGGACCUCUUGAUGCACAGUGUGAAUUAGUAGACUUGAUAUUAAAUCUGAACUUCACUGCAGUAAAUCUGUCAACAGCGAUAAGCAUUGUCGAAUGUGUUGCAAAUUUGGCAUACAAUUACAUUUUGAGCUCAGAGAAGGUGCGUUGCAGAAGUAUAUCGGAACCUUCCAUCGGCACAAAUGAUGCUUCUUCAUGUUUUGGAGGCCUUUUUGCAUCAGUACUGGGAAGUGAAUCAAAACAAAGUAGACCAGCUACUUGGGAUGCUUUAUUGUGUAAUCUUCUAAAGUUAUGCUGUCACAUAGUGCAGACACCAUUAUCCAACAAUAAUGAGAUACCCAGGCAAUCUGAAGAAAGUAUGGAUACAGGUGAGAACCAAUUGCCUGAGAGUGAAACAGAACAGAGGGGGACAGAGACUCAACAGUCUUUUAUGCAGCAGCAGAGUUCGCAACCAGAGCAAGAGCCAAAGGUUCCUUGUGCUGCAGACACAGUGCUGGAGCAACAAACAACAGUAAUGCGACUGCUGAGUUCUUUAGCGGGCUGCUCUGGAUCGACUCUGGCAAUGCUCCUGGGUUCGGCAGGUGCAUCUCCCGCCAUGAAUGCCUCAGCAGGAGAACAAAUUUCUGCAACUGCUUUUGGUGACCUAGAGCCUUUGUCUGUUGGGGAUGCAGUCUUCCAGUUACUGCUCAUGCUUGCUCGAAAGGCGACAAAGCCGACGCUAAUGUUGCAGACACUCUACGAUUUCCUAUCCUCGUGCAAUAGUAAGCCAAGUGUUGGAACUAUUGGUGUUAUGCAGCUCUCAGAACCCCUCCUGUGGUUCAUUCUUCACGUGCUCGAUUCAGAAGAAGCACUUAAUGAAUUCAAUAAUAUGGGAGGAAUUAAGGUAAUAUGUGAAAAUUUGGUCAAAAGCAACCAGGCUUUAAUAAACUCUCAUCCAAGUAUGGUCUCAGUGGUUAUGCAACAUUUCAGUCAUAUUCCAUCAGCAAGUACAAGUACUGGCAAAAAACUCUCAAACCCUAUUGAAACCUAUGAAGGCUUACUCAACUUCGCACCUUUAGGUAACAUCAGUGCUAGUAAUCUAACGGCACAGCCAGCUGACGUGCUGAUCCAGUCGGCACCACCUCACCGACGUGCUCGGACACCUGCGUGGUCGUAUCACUUUUACCCUGAAGAAAGCUGGGUGGAGCUUACUCUCACAUUACCGUGUGCUGUUCUGUUAAAGGAGGUACAGCUGCAGCCCCAUUUAACAUCACUUGCUACGUGCCCUUCAGCAGUAGCAGUGGAAGUAUGCCGCGACUGCAGUGUCGGUCUAGUGCCUGUGUGUCCCCCAGUUCCCACCAGCGGGCUCACAUUUAUACGACUUCAUCUGCCACAGCCAGAAAUUGUCACCAGUGUGCUGCUUCGACUUUAUAAACCUCACGAUUCUUCAAACAUCGGACUCUCACAAAUUCGCUUGCUUGGUUCAACUACUUUUGGGGAAACUGCUUUCCGUACAGUGAACAUGGAUGUGCCUGAUGAGGAACAACUCACAAAAUCAAGUUUAGGCUGGCUGCGGCUCUUGCACCACUGCCUGUGUCUGCCGAUGAUAGGCUCACCCUUGGCACGUGGAGUGGUUGCAUCUGCUGCAGAAGUGGAGGGGCUGCCUGAAGCUUGUUGUGGCUUGCUCCUGGUGCCAGCACCUGCACCUUCGCUCUUCACACCCAGCCUGGAGAGGGUUCUGAUCCGGUUAGGUCUUCACUCUCGUGACCUAGGCCUGAAGCAGAUCAACACCCUGCUCCGGAAUGGGGCUGCAGCUUUUUUGCAAGGGUCUCUUUCCAUAAGUCACUCCUCCACAUUAAGUUCAACAGUUGUUGACUCUGUCGUGGAAUUGUUGUAUCAGAUGUGCACAAUACAAGACAGUGCAACAAAGGAUAGAGUGAAGGCUUUGCUUUUGUGGUUGCAAGAAACUGCAUCAGCUGCUAUACAGCAAUACUGUGUUGGUCCUUUUCGACAGGCUCAAGAGCAAUCCUUUUCCAGUACAGAAAUUUGGUCACCAUCAUCAGCCUAUGUACAUAGUGCUGCUGCUAUCUUGUGGGCUGCUCAUGAAAGAAGAGUAAAUUAUGAUCUGUACUCAAUGGUGACCCCAGAAUUGUUUCAGAUAGUGUAUAAGUGGACACUGAGCCUGCCAUCUCAUUCUGCACUGAAGAAAGCUAUUGAUACUCUGUUAUGUGCAAUGUGCUACAUCAGGCAUAGUUUAUUUCCAAUGUUGUUGCAGAGAACUGGAACAUUAUUGUCUGACCUAGGAAUUCAUCAGUUGGCUACAGAACUGAAUAACAGAAAGGAGUCCUACUUCAGUAAACCAAGUGUCAGUGACUCAAACCUGGAGUCAGCGGAUGAUAAACAAAAUGGAGAAUGGUACAGUCAUAUCAUGGCACAUGAAAUGGACAAAAUGCAGCGUAGUGAAAGUCAGCUGAUGACUCUUGCCAUGGCAUGUCAGUCACCACCAUCUAUUCAGCAGUUGCUGGAUUCAGGGCUGCUUGCUGUAUUAACACGUAUCAUUCUUGAUUUCUGUCAUCAAGAGGAACAGCAGCUAAGUGACAAUGCAGACAAAGGGACUCAGUCAUCCUCAAGAAAGGCUGGGUUUCGUGAUCCUAGUUCAUUGGUCUCAGAUAUGGAUGAUGGGACUUCCUGCUGCAACAAUGCAACCAGUUUUCCUCAAGAUGGACUUCACAUGCUGCAGGUAGACACUAUAACAAUGAUAUUAAAAUUUUUUGCUGAAGUAUGCUCUGAAGGCAAAAUGCGUGACUGGUUGGGCUCGUCAGAAGGUUCUGUUUUCUGGCUGCCCUUGCUUCACUUACUUUGCACAAAAAGUUGCGGUGUGGAUUCUACUAGCUCGAGGAUACCUAAAAGAUGUGAACUGCGAAGUGAAUCAUAUGCUGCAUUGGAAUCUGCAACAAUAAAGUUCUUGUCCCAAUGUUGCUGGUGCCACCCAUCAAACCAAAGGCUUCUGUCCAAAGUACUGUGUGAUGUUAUCAAUGAACAGAAGACAACUCAAGAUGUAUCAUUCUUGCAUGGCAUCUCUGGUUUCACACGCCGCUUGAUCCUACAGUUGCUAUUGGAGAAUGAGAAGAUACUUUUAUUUAUCAAAUCGGAUUACUCUGUGCAGCGUGUGCGUCUGUCAACUAGUGCACCAUAUCACCCACGAUAUGGUGUUGGUCAUCAGCAGCAGCUGUUUUAUUUCAGUACACAGACAACAUGUGGGGAAAUACUCAAGAGUAUAUUAGUUACAGGGAGCCUGUUACCCGUUGUAAAUGAAGGAAAAUCACCAGAGAGUGGGGGAACUGCAACACCAGUUUCAGGAGGUCUUAUUGGUUCGAAGAAAGAGCUUUGGGAAUUAGGUAUCUAUAUGGUUGAUCAACUGUCUGUACAAGCUGGUGUCUCUGCCAAGGACAAAAGAACAAAAGACGCAAGGAACACUGUUGCUGCUGCAACACGCAGCAUAUCUGGCAAGAAAUCGAGAUCAUCAAGUUUAGCAGAUUCAUCACAGGUAUCCUCCCAGACAACCUCCGUGUCUCCUGUACAGCCACAAAAGUUCCUGGAGCACGAGGCAUGCCCGGGAGUCCCACUGCCAUCGCAGCUGCAGGUUUCUCAGUUGCUCACACUUGUGCUUGAGAAUGGUGACUCACUUAGCACACCAUGCCUUAAACUCAAACUUCAUCACUUUCCAAAGACUACAGAGAAAAAUGCAAAAGGUAAUACAGUGGAAGCCGAGACAGAACGUCUGUUGCAACUGCCUGGGCUGGCUACUCCGUUGCAGGUGUUUACUGAGAUGGGGGGACUUGCCCUACUAGCACAGCACCUUCCACUUGUCUAUCCAGACACUUUGCGGUAUGCUGCCCCUGACAAAGUUCCAGCUUCAACGCCAGACCAAAUAGAUGCUGAGUGGGUCAAAGUGGAUGACAUCUAUGAGGACCUUGAUGAGAGCAUGCCCGGUGGCAGUUCAUCGCCAGGAGGAGCCGGAGGCCGAACAACUGCUUUGCCACCACCAUCUGUACCCCCGCAUUCACUCGCAGCCUUCGGUCUCUUUCUGCGGCUACCAGGAUAUGCUGAGGUCUUACUAAAAGAUAAGAAGAAAGCACAGUGUUUGCUACGACUUGCUCUUGGUGUUACCGAUGAUGGAGAAGGAGGUGACAUCUUUAGUUCCCCAGUAGCGAACCACUUGCAUACGUUACCUUUCCAAGUGCUGCGGCAGCUUUUUGAUUCCACUCCACUUACAACAACUGGUGGUGCUCUGUUAAGGCGAACAACAAUAGAAAUAGGUGCAAUUCAUCUUCUACUUGGAUGUCUUGCCAUCUUCACUCAUCAGUCACAGGAUAUCACACUUCCAGGAGUGCAGCACGAGUUGGUGUUAGCAGCAACAAAAGCUUCAGCAACUGGUGGUGAAACCCAUGUUCGUGGAGGGAAGUCUGAUGACAAAUCUCACUUGUAUUGGGCAAAGGGAACAGGAUUUGGAACAGGGAGCACUGCACAGUCAUGGAAUGUUGAGCAAGCUCUCCUGCGCCAGCGGAGCGAAGAGGAACAUGUCACUGUGUUACUGCAGGUCUUCUCAAGUUAUAUCAAUCCUGGUGGUCAAGCUCCAACAUCCUUUUCGAGUAAAGAUGAUGACGAUGAUGAUGAUGAUGAUGAUGAUGAUGAUGAUGAAGAUGAGGACCAAGGUGAUGGCAGAAUUGGGGGUACAAAGGAACAGCCACAACUACCUCGGGUGUUCUAUGAUCUCCUCAAGCAGUCUUGUCUCUUGCCAGCAGUCUCUGCGUAUCUGAGGAAUGAUUCAGUGUUGGACAUGGCACGACAUAUUCCGUUGUACCGUGCUGUGCUACAGCUUCUGCGUGCCAUGGCCCUGAGCCCUCAGCUGGUGACACUGCUGCUGCCGCAGGAUGGCGGACAGCAUGAUGACCUCUCUGUCGUCUGCCUCCUUACCAAGAUGCGUACUUGUGUCGACACGUAUGCCUCUCGUCUGAAGCUCAAUAAAUCGAAAGGUAAUGGAAAAUCUCGAAGUAAUGCAAAACUGCAGGAAGAAGUUGAACAGGAUGAAGGUCUUGCACUUUUAAUUCCAGACAUUCAAGAAACUGCUAAUAUUGUACAGGCUGCAACAGACAGACUGACAAUGGAAGAUGGCCAAGAGAGUUCUGUUGUAAGAGAAGGGCCUCAUUUAAGUAAUAUAGACCUUCCUUUAAGGUCCCAUGAGGAGAGGUACCUUGAAGUAAUGAGGAGACUGCAAUUUGAUACAUAUGAAAUGAUAACAGAAAGUAGCGAAGGAGGAUAUCAGUUUGUAGUCUCAUACCAUUUUGAAUCGAAUGUGAGGUCUGCUGGAGAAAGAAGUCACCCAGCUCGCAUGAAGCGACUGGCACAAGAGACAGUGACACUGUCUACAUCACUCCCACUUUCGUACAGCAGUUCUGUGUUUGUUCGUUGCGACACCGACAGGCUUGAUAUAAUGAAGGUCCUGAUAACAGGCCCUGCAGAGACACCGUAUGCUAAUGGCUGCUUUGAAUUCGAUGUCUACUUUCCUCCUGAUUAUCCAAACUCACCAAUGUUAAUUAAUCUGGAAACCACUGGUCAUCACACAAUAAGGUUUAAUCCAAAUCUAUACAAUGAUGGCAAAGUGUGUCUGAGUGUUCUUAAUACUUGGCAUGGGCGCCCUGAAGAAAAGUGGAAUGCGCAGACAUCAAGUUUCCUACAGGUGUUAGUGUCCAUACAGUCACUAAUUCUUGUUCCGGAGCCCUACUUCAAUGAGCCUGGCUAUGAGCGAUCAAGAGGUACACCGUCGGGUAACCACAGCUCAAGGGAGUACAAUUCGAACAUAUGCCAAGCAACUGUGAAAUGGGCCAUGCUAGAACAAAUUCGAAAUCCGUGUCCCUGCUUCAAAGAGGUCAUACACACACACUUUUGGAUGAAGAGGCAUGAAAUUGUGAAACAAAUUGAGAACUGGAUUGCUGAUAUGGAUUCUCAGUGUGGAGACAGGCGGACAGGGAGAGCCAUUUCGCUAAACUCCAUGGCUUUAAAGCGACAUUUUCGACAGCUGAAGGAAGAAUUAAAUAAAUUAAAAACUCCAGAGGGACUGGAAGAUUUAGCAGAUUCUUGCCUGGAACUUUCACCACCUUCUACCUCCAGUGUGCAGAGUGUGUCAGAAUCAAAAGAUGCCUCUCCUGUAGUCAGCACUCCUAGUCAAGGUUUUCUUCCAUUUGGAGCCACAAGUAGCACAGAUGACACACACAAGAAAUCAACCGAAGAAAAUGUACCAGCGGAGGUCUACAAGGACAUGGAAAUGGAGAAGAUGGUUUCACAGUUUUGUGAAUGAGAGGGCAUUUUGGAAUAAAAUUGUAAGCAAAUCCCAGUCAACAAUCGUGGAGAAAAUUCAAAUAAAUGUGACAGCCUGUCUUCUCAGUUGAUUUAUUUAAAACUGAUCUUGAGUAAAAUUUUUGCAUUUCAGUAUUACAGCUUAGUAGAACAGUUUAUGAGGCUAUGUUUGUAUACUUACUCGAAUGCAAAAUAUGCCAGUGGAAGAAUCUUGCUUGAUUCAUUUGUUGCCAUGUGACUAAUUUACUUGGAAAGGUUUCUCUUUCCCAAUUGAAAAUCUUUCAUUUAGGCUGUGGGUCGUGUGUGCACGUAUAUAUGGAAUAAAUGUGAUACUGUGUUAUCUGAAUUAGCUUAUUACCCAGUGUGAGAUUUUGUGUUGUGAGGUUGUGUGGACACUUUUUAAGUGCUUUCUGAUUGAUGGAAGACAUUCUUUUGUGAUCCAGUUGAUAAAUGUCAAGUGUACAAAAAACCUUAAGUGUUACAGUUCCAAAGAAAUUACCUUCAUAAGUUGUGAGCAGUUAGUUAAUUAAGCUCUUUUGGAGAAGAUGAUAUAGGGCAUAAAAUUGGGACUAUUUUAAAUUUUGAUUGAAACUUAAAUGUGCUUUCUGUGAUUAUUUCAUACACUUGAUGUUGUAAAAGCAUGGUUCUGGUUCACAUUUUGUGAAUGAAUGAAUGUUUAAUACAUAUCGAGUAACUUGAACUAUUCAAGAUAAAACUUGUUCUCAGAGUGAAGUCAUUCUGAUCUCCAUACUGUUGCAUUUAAGUAAAUUCACUAUAUUGUCAUUUUGUUUGCUUCACUAUGAUCAUGAUGAUAACAGUGAUGAACUUGCUUGUUAAAUUUACUGUUUUCUUUCUUUUUUUUUUCUACUCGCCAUUUCAUAAUUUAAAAAAAUAAAAUUCUACUGAAAAGGCUUCCUCCUCGAUUUUAGUUGCUGAAUAUGUCAUUUUCCAUCUGUUACCAGACUAAUUGGAAAUGAUGAUACUGUGUAUUUGACCUAUAUAUAUUUGGAGAGGUUGUUACAGAGUGCAACUCCAUUUUGAUACACAGUCUGUGUGUGAUACUGUGUGAUGCUACUUACAAUUGAUUGAUUAGGUGUUUAACUGACAGGGAAGGCUUCAUCUGUUAGUAGAAUCUGUGUUUUUGCAUCAUGACAAAACUGUUAAUAGACUGUGAAUAUUGUGUAAAGUUCAUUGUUAAUAUAAGAGUUGAAUGAUUGUUACACAAACUGUUUAUGAAAUGCUUGCAGUCAAAAUGUGAAUAUCGGAUGCAUUGAGAGAAACUGUGAAUUCAUUUGAUGUAAACAAAAUAAAUAUUUUAAUUGUUUGUA